AUGGGCCCCUUUACCGUCUUUGCGACACCUCUGAACAUACGGGGAAACAAUCGGAUGUGGAUAUGCCGGAAGAAGUUGCCGAACAGCAAGGAACUUAAUACCACCGCAUCUGGUGAAUAUGAAAAGAACGACCACGAUGUACCUGCCGAGCUUUGGGGCAAGCACUACGAUAUACACGAACCGUUUGUAGAACUCGAUCUGGCCAAUCCUCUGGCAGAAGGUAUGUGUACGCCGGAAUGGGAUCGUGUUCCCUGUACAUUCGUCCUGAAAGAAUUUGAAGAUGGCCAACGCGAUGAAUGCGAAGUGUACCUUCAAUUGCGAGAAUUACAAGACAAGUGUAUUCCAAAAUUCUUCGGAGAAACGAGUUGGAAGGAUUAUACGGAUCCGGAUGAAACAACCACACAUCAAGCCAUGUUACUCGAAUACUUGGCAGGCUACUACACGCUAGCCGAAAGAUUCACCUUGGAUAAGUCGAUACACCAGGGAUUUAUAGACGCAUUAGAGUCUAUAGGUGAAGCUGGUAUUUGUCAUGGAGAUGUAGCAGCGCGAAAUCUUAUGUAUCAACCGGACACGAAGGAGGUCAGGGUCAUUGAUUUCGAACUCUCCAAGAAAAACAGAGAAACCGAUAUUCUCCGUAGCGAGAAAUGGGGUACAGAGCUCCUCACGAUGACAAGCCAAAAUCUACUGGAAUUCGAGUGUUGUUGGGAGGAAAGUGUGGAGGAUUUUUUGCUGGGAAUCUUGAGGGAGUCUGCCCCCACCAAGAUGGGCGGCGUGAUACUUUAUUAUCAAAAUAACCCUCAAUCUCAAUGCAUUCUCUGGCUCUUCGAAGAACUCGCCGACUCCUAUAACCUCGGAUACAUCGCCUUUCUCCAUAUGCGCCAUCCCAAAUACGAGGAAGACUCUACUGAGUUCGUCGAAUCUAACCCUCAAGGCUGCUCUCCGAAAAUUUUGGGGGCAGGUGGCGAUCCCAUUUGUCCCUAUUGGGGAGGACUCUUUGAAGAGACGUCCUAUAUCCUUGGAACUUACGAUACCUCUCACAAAUUUGUAUCCGCAGAUGGGGUUCGCAACGACAGGCUCUGUAAAUUUGCUUGCACGUCACUCUUGCCUAUAAGAAAGCAACAAUUGCUCGGUCUUGUUCAAAGUGAGCAAAUACCUGAGGACUCGCAUGAAGAUCUCUUUUCUCAUGUGCAGUUCAAGAAGUAUCUGCUGUUUAUGGAGAGUGAAUUGGGGGAAAGGGAGUGGUUUAAUGGGGAAAGGGUAGGCCAGAGUGACUUUGUGAUGAUUUGGCCGAUGGAGACUGUUGCUGCUAGCAGAGAUGUGGAUUUGGAAAGGGAGUAUCCAACAUUGUUUGCUUGGAGGAAGAGAGUGCAGGAGAGGCCGGCGUGGAAGAGGGCAGUGGAGAGGAGGAAUGGACGCGACGUGAUACAGUUGAAUUGA
Messenger RNA from Drepanopeziza brunnea f. sp. 'multigermtubi' MB_m1, 1437 nucleotides. RefSeq lists its product as uncharacterized. Gene Ontology annotation, biological process: protein phosphorylation. NCBI's taxonomy places the organism in Eukaryota, Fungi, Ascomycota, Leotiomycetes, Helotiales, Drepanopezizaceae. Gene Ontology annotation, molecular function: protein kinase activity. The record is from RefSeq and is a predicted model, not a curated record.